This is a messenger RNA of Marasmius oreades (fairy-ring Marasmius), 2021 nucleotides long. RefSeq lists its product as uncharacterized. Bases 1 to 909 code for a protein of 302 amino acids. The record is from RefSeq and is a predicted model, not a curated record. Lineage: Eukaryota; Fungi; Basidiomycota; Agaricomycetes; Agaricales; Marasmiaceae. The transcript has 4 exons.
AUGCUCAAACCCCGCAAGAGUCUAGCCCGCCUCAACUUACUCUUCUCUCAUCACAAGAGGACCACCAGUCUCUCCCCCAUCGAUGAUCCCAGCGAUACCAGCAGCGAUGACUCUUCAGCUGAAGACGGCGGAAAGAGUGACGAUGACCUAGAGAAAGACUCGGAAACCCCCAAAGUCCCAGAUUCACCCCCAUCGUACUACGAUGAAUUCACGCUUUCUGCAAACUUGGAGGCUCUUUCCGUAUCUUCCUCGGACACAUCCUUACUCGACGAAGACCCCUUCGCGCCUACUCCCCCAUCCUCCCCUUCUUCAUCCCGUUACCCCACGUUAUCAGCGGUCGCAAAAGCAAUACCCUCCCUCGAUUACCAUCCUCCUUCACGAAGGAGGAGCAUACCCCCACGUGCAGGCGACACGCUCUCAAGCUCGCACGCACCGCGUAAUUGGAACGGUCCUUCCCCUUCUGCAACCGUCAAAUGUCCCAGUCCAUUAUCGCCCGUUAAAAAAUCGACAGAACAACGGAGAACACCCCGACCACGGUAUAUAUCCACACCUCAACAGCCCUCGCUCGAUACGUUAGCUACGUUCGCGUUGAGAAUCCAUCCUCACCAUGCACAUGUCCAUGCCACUCAGAGACGGAGGGGGAAAGUAGGCGCUAAUCUUCCGUUAGAACCGUGGAAUGACGAUGAAUUGGCUGUUUUUGAUGUUCCUUCGUUGGGGUAUUCUGAGGGGUAUUAUUACCAUGACGAUAUUCGUACUCAUGGUCCUCCCAAGUUGUCGUUACCUUCGGCUAUUUUGGAGAAGGAGGUUCAGGCUGUGGGCUUGAGACAUACAAAAUCUCAGAUGAACAUACGGAAGUCGUAUCCUGAAAAGUUGCAUACGCGGUACAAGUCAGUUUGGAACAUGGAAUGAUGCGGGUGUUUAGAAGAAAAUGAAAAUUCUAGAAUGUUGUAAUUUGUAUAUGUUUUUCUCUACCUUUCUCUCUCUCUCUCCAGGAAAUGGGAUAUAUGUGUAAUACCAUCUUAUCAAUCGCUGUCGAAUUAUACCCAGCCCCCCUCCCCUCCUUCACCCAUCUCGAGUCUUUACUCCUCCCCGUCAACUACAACCUACAACUAUCCCCGUUUUCUGGUCUACCAGCUACCCUUGUCCUUCCUCGAAUCCGGGUAACUUCGAAAAUCAGCUUGGUAGAAAUCACUCCUUUACUCUAUUCGGGACAUAAUCGGAAUAUCAUCCACUUUCUUUUCGACGACAUUUGAAACAUAUACAGGCUUGUCACUACGCAUAACGUUCCCUUGCUUCACUACCCAAAUCGACACCCGCCAAAAUACCGUUCUCGCAUCACUAUCGUUAUCCUAUUACCCCAGCCUCUACCCCGCGCAUUCAGGAACUUGACUUUGUCUCCUUUACGACGGGACGGGACGGGAAGUCAUGAUCGUGGUUUAGGAAACCUUUUCCUUUUUUUUUUUUUUUUUUUUACAACGGGACGCCAUAUCAUCAGUUAUCAUCAUCAUCCGUCGACGGGUUCACAAGCUUUUUAUGCAUUAUGUCCUAACUGUCUGUGGUUAUGUGGAAGACAGGCACCCGCAGGGAUAUUUGGGAGCGGGUUUUCAAUUUGGGAUGAUGUGAUGUGAUGUGAUGUGAUGGUUGUCGGUGUCGUUGUUAAUGACGACGUUCGUUAACCUCACUCCGUUAUUUCCGCUCGUUUUUGUCAUACCCCCCUCUUUUUUUUUGGAUAUUUUCUUAUUUCCUAUUCGUUGUCGGCUUUGGACCGCAGGAUACUUGGGAGCGGUUUUGGGUUUUGGGAUGUGAUGGGUGUCGUUCAUUUCGCUGUUUUCUCCGUUAACGACGACGCACGGUUUUCCACCCCUUCGUACCACUACAUCUCUAUCUAUCUAUCUAUAUCCCUAUUCCUUGGUUAUACUCUCUAUGUAACAAAAAAUCUAAAAUACCCAGGCUUAUACUGGUGUACAUGUCGUGUUGUGUGUGUAGUUACAGUUACCUUUUAUAGAAUUCUUUUUACACUU